Molecule: messenger RNA, 2017 nt
Organism: Monodelphis domestica (gray short-tailed opossum)
Lineage: Eukaryota; Metazoa; Chordata; Mammalia; Didelphimorphia; Didelphidae
Gene: ZBTB3
Product: zinc finger and BTB domain containing 3
Biological process (GO): regulation of transcription by RNA polymerase II
Cellular component (GO): nucleus
Molecular function (GO): protein binding; DNA-binding transcription factor activity, RNA polymerase II-specific
Source: RefSeq, a predicted model, not a curated record
GUGACAGAGGGUUUAGGGCAAUCAAAUGCGGGGUGAGUGUGAGCGAUAUCACCUCGCACCCAUCUGGAGUCCGCAGCCGUCGUAGGGGCGUGGGAGUGCCGACCAAUCCGACCCGAGGAGCGUCCAGUCUUGGCCAAUAGCAGCGAGGGAGGCGGGGAGGGGGGCGGGGUUCUUCAGGCCGCUGCUCGGUGGUGGGGCCCCGGGGUCCCUCGGCGAGGGGCCAUGGAGUUCCCCGGGCACAGCGAGCAGCUUCUGCAGAGCCUUCGGGAUCAGCGCUCGCAGGGCUUCCUGUGCGACUGCACGGUGCUGGUGGGCAGCACACCGUUCCAGGCGCACCGGGCAGUGCUGGCCUCGUGCAGCCCCUUCUUCCAACUCUUCUACAAGGAGCGCGAGCUGGACAAGCGCGACUUGGUGUGUAUCCACAACGAGAUCGUCACGGCGCCCGCCUUCGGUCUGCUGCUGGACUUCAUGUAUGCAGGCCAGCUGGCCCUGCGCGGGGACACGCCGGUGGAGGACGUGCUGGCCGCCGCCAGCUACCUGCACAUGAAUGACAUCGUCAAGGUCUGCAAGCGGCGGCUGCAGGCUCGGGGCCUGGCCGAGGCCGACAGCACCAAGAAGGAGGAAGAGUCCCGGGCGCCGCGGACCACCCCAGAGCCACUGCCCAGCACUUCCCGAGGCCUCCUGCCCGUGCUUCCUCUGCAGGAGACGCCGGGCUGGAGGGACCAGAACCAGUGGAAAGCACCUGCCCCUGCCCUGCCCUCGGGCCCCCACGCUGAGGAGCCCCCAGGGCCCGAGGGUGCAGAUACCACUCAGCCUGGCAUCGAUGCCCCUGUGGCGGAAGGCUCCCAUUCCAGCCCUACUAGUUCCACAGAAGCAGUGCCCACCGGCUACUUUUCCCCCAGUCUCGGGGCUGCCCCUGGGGAGCCCCCGGCGCCCCUGGAAGUGGGUCCUGAGAACUUGGGGGUAGUGGGCCCUCGAGGACCUAGUGGGCCCAUGGAGGGCUUCUACCCACCUCCACCUGUCCCAGUCCCAGUCCCAGCCCCAGGAGAGGCCGAGCCGGUGCAGGUGAAGGUGGAGGCCAUUGUCAUUUCCGACGAGGAGCCCGAGGGGCUUGAGGAGCGGCCACGGGCCCCAGAGGGACUCUUCCCACCGGGAUCCGGGUGUAGGAGCCGCUAUGCCCCCCCUGAGGCAUUCGAAGAGGCCGCCGUCACCGCUGCCUCCGGGGCAGGAGGCCCGGGGCUAGAGGAGGUGGGGCCUGCUGACCACUUUCUGGCCCCCGAUUCCCACCUUCCCUACCACCUGCUGGCGGGCCCGGGGCACUAUCACCCCGGCCUGGUGACCCCGCCUCCGCCCGCGCCCAGCAGCCUGCAUGAGUCUCUCUAUUUGCCUCCCGAGUACGAGGUGGCGCCGGGGGGCUUUGGGGUUUUCACAGAGGAUGUCCCAACGUGCAAGACGUGUGGGAAGACCUUCUCGUGCUCCUACACGCUGCGGCGCCACGCCACUGUGCACACGCGCGAGCGCCCCUACGAGUGCCGCUACUGCCUGCGCAGCUACACGCAGUCGGGGGACCUGUACCGCCACAUCCGGAAGGCGCACAAUGAGGACCUGGCCAAACGCAGCAAGCAGGACCCCGAGGCUUCCCCCUCCUAGGGGGGCUCCCAAAGACCCCGGACCCGGCCCGGGGACUGUUGGGGGGGGGAGGCCUUUCUGAGGUCGGUCCGUCCACGGAGGAAGGCAGGGAGGUCACUGCCGCUGCUGGGGUGCCCUUGGUCCGGGGAAGGUGAGCAGGAUUCGGGUGGUGCCGCUCCGCCCGCUGGUCCUGAGCCCAGGAGCGAGCUCCUGCUGGGCCCUGCUCUCCCUUUUCUGUGGACUCUCCUACUGGCUUCCCCGGGUGGGGGAGGGAGGCCCGAUUCCUUGGCUUCUGGCCUUCAGACUUCCCCAGAGGUGGUCACUCGCGUCUCCAAGUGCUGUCCUAUUGCCUGGGCCAUAAAUGUGGAAAUGAAAGCCUUUUUAUGAA